CUUGUUGGAUUUCACAGCUGCAUGAUGGGGUUUUCACAUAUUGGUUUAAUUGUCCUUCUGUGCGUCGGAGCAGUUUGCUGCGCCUGGGAGGAGUGCACUGUGGUGCCGGUCAGGUUGGACCGGUCAGACAGUGAAAGCGAGCCAUGGCGGACACUCUCUGCAGAGGAGGAGGAGAAGGAGGCGCAGACCAGACUGUUCCGUUUGGACGUUUUUGGGAAGCAGUUGGUUCUGCGCUUGGAGCCCGAUCAGAACUUCCUGGCGCCUGGGUUCGUGUUCCACGUCGUGGGCAGCCCGGAGUCCGGACCGGUCCGGGAAGCUGAAAGCGCCGCCGAACCUGGCUGUUUCUUCUCCGGCACUGUGAACGGAGAGGAGCGCUCCGCCGCUGCGCUCAAUCUGUGCCACGGACUCACUGGAGGAUUCUACUUCCAGGGGGAGGAGUACUUCAUCCAACCCCUAAAUUCCAGCCAGUUCCGCUCGGUGAGAAAGGAGGAGGAUGCGCACAUGGUCCGCAGGAGAAGCCGCGCAACAUUGGCGCAGGAAGGCAGCUCCAAAUGCGGGGUCAGCGAGGACGAGGAAAAGGUGCCAAAGAAUCUGGAACAGGAGGCCAGCCAUGGAGCGCCUAACGCAGACCAGACAGCCCAUACUAGGACCAGGAGGUUUGUUUCCACACCACGCUAUUUGGAGAUCAUGCUGGUGGCGGACCAGUCCAUGGCCGAGUUCCAUGGUGCAGGGCUCAAACCUUAUCUUCUUACCAUCAUGGCCGUGGCAUCCCGUCUCUACCGUCACCCCAGCAUCCACAACUCAAUCAGCCUGGCUGUGGUAAAGCUGCUAGUGGUAUACGAGGAGGAGCGAGGCCCUCAGGUAUCAACCAAUGCUGCCAUGACCCUCCGCAACUUCUGUCAGUGGCAGCGGCAGCACAACCCUCCAAGUGACCGCCAUCCGGAGCACUAUGACACGGCAGUGCUCUUCACCAGAACUGACCUCUGUGGUGCCCAUUCUUGUGACACUUUAGGGAUGGCAGAUGUUGGUACAGUGUGCGACCCUGAGAGAAGCUGCUCCAUCAUUGAGGAUGAUGGGCUGCAGGCUGCAUUUACUGUGGCACAUGAACUAGGCCAUGUCUUCAAUAUGCCUCAUGAUGAUGCCCAGCUUUGUUCAGGGGUAAACGGUGCCCACUGGAGCUCUCACAUGAUGGCUUCCACCCUGUCUAAUCUGGACCAGCUGCAACCAUGGUCUCCCUGCUCUGCCCUCAUGAUCACCAGCUUUCUAGACAACGGGCACGGGCAGUGCUUGUUAGAUAAGCCAGUCAAGCCUCAGUCACUCCCUCAACCUCUGCCAGGAAAGGUUUACAGUGCUGAUCAUCAGUGUCGCCUGACUUUUGGGGAGGACUCCCAGCACUGUCCAGAUCUGAGCACUAUGUGCACAGCUCUGUGGUGCACAGUGACCACAUCUAAUGGUUGGGUGGUGUGCCAGACAAAGAACUUCCCAUGGGCUGAUGGUACUCCUUGUGGACAAGAGGGUUACUGCCUUGCCGGGCGAUGCCUCAAUAAGACUCUGGCUGCUGAACAUCAGACUCCGGUUAAUGGUGGCUGGGGCAUGUGGGGGCCCUGGGGUGAUUGUUCUCGAACCUGUGGAGGUGGAGUGCAGUAUUCCUUCCGAUCCUGUGACAAUCCCUUACCAAAGAAUGGAGGCAAGUACUGUGAAGGCAAGAGGAUCCAGUACCGCUCCUGCAACACUGAAGUUUGUCCUGACACCAACGGCCUGUCUUUUCGUGAGGAACAGUGUUUGGUCCACAAUGAUAUGUCGGCUCAAGUGUCACUGGGUUCGGGCGGGGGUGUUGAGUGGGUGCCCAAGUAUGCUGGAGUUUCACCGAAAGACCGCUGCAAACUGGUGUGUCGUGCUAAGGGGACUGGAUACUUUUUUGUCCUCAAGCCGAAGGUGGCUGAUGGAACACCCUGCAGUCCAGAUUCCACCUCAGUUUGUGUGCAAGGCCAAUGUGUCAAGGCUGGGUGUGAUCGUAUCAUCGGCUCUAACCGGCGCUUUGAUAAGUGUGGUGUUUGUGGUGGGAAUGGAUCCUCCUGCAAGAAAGUGUCAGGCUCUCUGGAGCGUGCCAGGCCCGGUUAUCAGGAUGUUGUAACUAUUCCUGCUGGCGCUACUCACCUGGAUGUUAAACAGCGUUCUCCAGGCAAUGGUCGUCAAGAUAACAGCUACCUGGCUGUACGCCGGCAGGAUGGAACAUAUCUGUUAAAUGGUGAUUAUAAAUUGAUGACCAUGGAGACAGAUAUUGCCCUUCAAGGGGCACUGUUAAGAUACAGUGGCUCCUCUGCCACCCUGGAGCGUCUCCGAAGCUUUUCCCCACUCCCAGAACCCCUCACAAUCCAAGUGUUGUCUGUAGGCGAAGCCCCAAGGCCACGAGUUAAGUACAGCUACUUUGCCCCUAGACCCAACGAUGCCGCUUCAACCUCUAGCAACAACGCAGGCCGCCACCAGUCAAUUAAUGCCAUCCGGGAGUUUGGUGGAGCUGAAUGGACCCUGAGGGAGUGGGGUCCAUGUUCUCAGACCUGUGGAGGAGGCGUGCAACAAAGAGAGGUUGUUUGUUUGGACUCGGAAGGACAUACAUCAAGAGACUGCCCGGAGGAACUUCGACCUCUGGUGUCAAGGUCCUGUGCCUCCCAGUCAUGCCCCUCCUGGCUUCCAGGGCAAUGGUCAGAAUGCUCCAAGACCUGCGGCAGGGGCUUCCGCCAGCGUCCGCUGCGCUGCAUUGGGCACGAUGGACGUACGUUAAGCCUCGACAACUGUGACCCCAAAGACCGUCCACGGCCCCUGCUGGAAAUGUGCCAUCAGAAAGCCUGCUAAUGACUGCAUCUUUAAUUUUAACAUCUUUCAUCCCAGAUUUCUGCUACAAAGCAAAAAUACACAUUUCCCACUGACAAUGUAAAGAGGAUCGGUGAAUGUUUACAACCAGGGCUACACAUAAGACCACAACUGUUGUGAUUGUAUCUACCGAUAUUUACCCGUUCCCUUCAUCCCUUCAUCCGAGAGGCGACUGUUUAACAAACGUGGAAGCGGCAAAGACUGACCACAUCUUUACUCCUAUCCUGUCAGCAGUGGCACAUCUUAGUUUAAUUUAGCAGGAAAGACCAUGCUGCUUGCCAUGCAAACAUCAUGCUAGUUUUGUUAGCAUAUUUGUUUUGCAACGUACUUUAUAUAUAUAUAUAUAUAAUUGUCCUAGCUGGGCUGGACAUAUCAAUAGGAUUCAGUGUUGGGAGUGGCGUAGGGUGCUACAGUAUAUUGUGUAUAUAAAGAAGAAUAGCUCAUCUACUUGCUCACCCCAUCAGGUAUGGAAAACAAGAUAGCUCAUAGUGUUUAUGUUCAAACCUAAGUCAGCAUUUAUUUAUCAGAAACCUGAAGCACUUCGACUUUAUCUCUUUUUUUUUUCUUUUUUUUGUUUUUGGCACAUCAUGUUUCCCAGUUUUUCCAAAAUGCCUCAAGACUGUGUCUUUUAGCCAUAUAUUGCCUUCAUGUACACAACCUCUAAUGAGGGAGCUCAAAAGACCAAAGAGGAGAGAGCGUAUACAUGUGAGUGCGAGUGUGUGUGUGUUUAAGUGUUUAUGGGUGUGUUUGGAGACUUCAAGAGGGACUUGUCUCCUGCUACUACUUCAUAAGGAAGUCUCUCUUGCCUUCUGCGAAGGCUUUGUGUUUCAUGUUUUUUUUUUUCUUUUUGUAUAGAAUAUACAAACGUUAUUUAUUUUUGUACAGCCUGUUAAAUAUAAUCAUUGGCCUUAAAAAAUACUAUUUUUUAUUGUUACUGAGAUUACAGAAGGAUGUAGACUAUAUAGAGUAUUUAUACAAUUUUAUAAAUAUAUAUAUUUGGUCCUAGAUUCAUGAAUAAAGCAUCACUUUGACUUCUCAA
Cyprinodon tularosa is the source of this 3910-nucleotide messenger RNA. RefSeq names its product ADAM metallopeptidase with thrombospondin type 1 motif, 1 (gene adamts1). Gene Ontology annotation, biological process: extracellular matrix organization; proteolysis. NCBI's taxonomy places the organism in Eukaryota, Metazoa, Chordata, Actinopteri, Cyprinodontiformes, Cyprinodontidae. Gene Ontology annotation, cellular component: extracellular matrix. Gene Ontology annotation, molecular function: metalloendopeptidase activity; zinc ion binding. The transcript has 8 exons. The coding region runs from base 22 to 2853 and encodes 943 amino acids. The record is from RefSeq and is a predicted model, not a curated record.